This is a messenger RNA of Pseudovirgaria hyperparasitica, 1971 nucleotides long. Its product is annotated as serine/threonine-protein kinase-like protein nrc-2. The record is from RefSeq and is a predicted model, not a curated record. NCBI's taxonomy places the organism in Eukaryota, Fungi, Ascomycota, Dothideomycetes, Acrospermales, Acrospermaceae. Gene Ontology annotation, molecular function: protein serine/threonine kinase activity; ATP binding. The transcript has 4 exons. Bases 1 to 1971 code for a protein of 656 amino acids. Gene Ontology annotation, biological process: protein phosphorylation. Gene Ontology annotation, cellular component: nucleus; plasma membrane; cytoplasm.
AUGACGCAGCUCUUCAGCUCAUCGUCCGCCCAGUCAAGCGCCCAUUCAGAAAAAUCAGAAAAGCGCGCUUUCACUGGCCGACCGCUCUCGUCGAACAAGCAAGUCAAUGGUACGAAUAGUCAGGUCUCUCAAAAGAUCAAGAACUUCUUUCGCAUCAACAGCUCCGGCAGCCAUGACACCAAGGAAAGCGUCCACUCUGCUGAAAGCACCCCAAAGUCGGAGAGCAAACUGAAUUUCCGUCAAUCUCGGUUCCUCCCCCAUAUCGGUCGGAAUCGAUCUGCAACUGUCGUCAGCGAAGGGAAUGCCUUGGACAACGAGCUAUCCCCUACUGCGAACGCCAACCCGUAUUUUGCCCAUCAAGGCCCUCCUGCGAUACGUCAUCAUAAUGCUGGAAGUGUUCCCCCAUCUCCUCCGAGCACACCACCUCUACAUUCCAAUACCACAGAUAGUGCCAAUGGUACAAGUGAUCAAGCUACCUUAGCGGGCAAAGAGGAAUUGGCACGAAAAUUAAGGCGAGUGGCAUCUGCACCAAACGCCCAGGGUUUCUUCUCCAAAGACAACAAAGAUGGAAGACCGCAGACAGCCGAGCUCGGCAAAGAGCCUCUCAUUGAAGACGAGAAUACAGCUGCUUUGGGUCUAAUUGAUAGACCCGCUACAACUUCUAAUGGGCACCUUCUGCCUGUUCCACCGGGCACUGAGGGUUCUAUUCCAGCGCCAGGACAGAUACGAAACGCCGUCGCUUUCCGGAGGACAUAUAGCUCAAACUCAAUCAAAGUUCGAAAUGUCGAGGUCGGCCCCGCAAGCUUUGACAAAAUUAAGCUCAUCGGCAAAGGGGAUGUAGGGAAAGUGUACUUGGUCAGAGAAAAAAAGUCUAGUAGACUGUAUGCUAUGAAGGUGUUAAGCAAGAAAGAAAUGAUCAAAAGGAACAAGAUCAAGCGCGCCUUGGCAGAGCAGGAAAUUCUGGCUACAAGCAACCAUCCCUUUAUCGUUACCUUGUACCACUCAUUUCAAUCCGAAGAUCACCUCUAUCUCUGCAUGGAAUAUUGUAGUGGUGGGGAGUUCUUCCGAGCCCUUCAAACGCGACCGAAUAAAUGUGUCGACGAAGAUGCUGCGAGGUUCUACGCUGCCGAAGUCACCGCUGCCCUUGAGUAUCUCCAUCUUAUGGGUUUUAUAUACAGGGAUUUGAAGCCAGAGAAUAUCCUUCUUCAUCAAUCCGGUCACAUCAUGUUGUCAGACUUCGAUCUAUCGAAACAGUCAGACCCAGGUGGCAAGCCGACCAUGGUCGUUACUGGAAGGGGCGCGACAUCGUCUAGUAACCUGCCAGCUAUAGAUACAAAGUCUUGCAUUGCAAACUUCAGGACCAACUCGUUCGUCGGUACAGAAGAAUAUAUUGCCCCAGAAGUUAUUAAAGGCUGCGGGCACACAAGUGCUGUUGACUGGUGGACCUUGGGUAUCUUGAUCUACGAAAUGCUUUACGGAACGACACCCUUCAAGGGCAAGCAUCGCAACGCCACAUUCUCAAAUAUUUUGAGAGACGAUGUGCCCUUUCCAGAGAAUUCCGGAUCCCCCUCGAUCUCAAAUCUCUGUAAAUCUCUUAUCCGUAAGCUUCUGAUAAAAGAUGAGAUGAGACGGCUUGGCUCGCGAGCUGGUGCGUCUGAUGUCAAGGGCCACCCAUUCUUCCGCCAAACUCAGUGGGCCCUUUUGCGGCAUAUGAAGCCCCCAAUGAUCCCUCACCAGGGCCGUGGUAUUGACACGGUGAACUUUCGCAAUGUCAAAGAGAGCCAAAGUGUUGAUAUUGGGGCUGCAAAAGUCAAGGGUGUACCCCUUGAUUCCGGACUCACAACGCCCGGUGGUGAGAUCAGCGAUCCUUUCGAGGAAUUCAAUAGCGUCACCCUCCACCACGACGGGGACGACCAUCACCACCACCUCACCACCCAUGACUCAGACAUGAAUGGUACCCACGCAAGAUAA